Dentiscutata erythropus is the source of this 611-nucleotide messenger RNA. The record is from the annotation of a GenBank genome assembly. NCBI's taxonomy places the organism in Eukaryota, Fungi, Glomeromycota, Glomeromycetes, Diversisporales, Gigasporaceae.
UUACAGAAUUUAAACAAAAUGAAAAAGUCACUAUGCCAAACCUUUUUCCAGAAUUGGAUGACCAGUUAUUAGAAUUAUUAUCUCCAGCAAUGCGAAAAAAAAUUAUUGACCUAUCUACAAAAAAUAAAUGGCCCGAAUCACUUGAAUAUAUGCAGUAUAGAAUUGAAGAUAUAAUUAUUCCAGAUGGGUUUGCCGAUACAGAAUCGGAAUGUCUUGUUAUGAAUAAAGUACUAAAUGAGGCAUUAGGAUGGAAUCUUGGGAUGGCACCAAAUUUUUCCCUUAGACAUAAUUCUGAUCAUAUAAUGAAAUUAGAAGGAGGACAUAAGAAUGUUACUGAAACAGGACAUGUUGUUAUUGAUGAUGGAAAACCUGAUUACCUUCUUUGUUUAGGAACGCCAUGGAUUCAAAAAGUUCAAGGAAUUCUAGAUACAAACAAAUAUGAAUUUCGAAUGAUAGUUCGUGGAAAAUCUUAUAUUAUUCUAACCUUUACUAAGCCAAUCAAAAAUAAUAUAGAUACUAAAGAGGAGCCAGUAUCUAAUGAGAAAAAAGAGUCCCAAGUCUCUGAUUCAUUCACUGAAGAUCUAAAAAAAAAAAAACAUAAUAGAUUCUGA